UGCAGGGCUGCCUUCUUUUGCAGCGGAGAGCAAUGGAAUGGACGCUAACGGUCAGCUAGCAUUGGUGGAGGCACCUCAACAGAAACCAUGGGAGAAACCGCUGACCAUUCCAGAGAUCAGGAAGAGUAGCCAGAACUGGUCACUUGCAUCAGAUGCAGGACUUCUCCUGUACCUGCAGGAGUUCUCCAAGAACAUGAUGGGAAAGACAAGCGACCUUGAGAAGAGGAUGGAAAGCCUGGUCCACGACGCCAAGAGCGCCGAUUCCAGGGUGCACAACACCUUCAACGACUUCCUCAUGCUUGCCAAUACACAGUUCAUUGAAAACAGAGUGUACGAUGAUUCAGAAGAUGUAGACGGAGGCUCACAAUCAGAAAAAGAUAAGAAAGAACAGUCCACCAAGUCGAGAGAACAGAGGGAAGCAGAGGUCAUUCCGCGUGUCAUCAAGGCAUUGACGCUAGGUAUCAAUGUCCUGGACACCGGCUUUGAGCACUUGGACGCUAACGCCGGAAACUCGGAUUCCGAAGAUGAAGACCCAACCUACAAGGCUGUCGAUCCUAUACUUGAGGCCAAGGUAUUUAUCUUUCAAUAUUUACCGUUAACCCUUUGGAGACUGCAGUCUAUGGAAGAAAUGUGUUAUAGCAAAGGUAUUUAGUCUCAAAUGGAUUAAAAUUACAGCUGACAAAAUACUAAUUUUGCAUCAUAAUCAAUUUUAAAUCUUUGUACUUUUUAGUGCUUUCAUGUUGUGGCCUGAAAUCACCCAACACCUUGUCACAGGUUCUAGGUAGCGUUUCGUGAACGGAUUUGUCAGUGUGGGACGUUUUAUCCCACAUGUCCUGUUUGAUCCGACAGUCACCGUAGGACCUGUGUUUCUCAGCCAUUCAAAAUCAAGGAAAGUUGUCAGAUCUGGUGCCCAUUGCAGAAAGAGUUGCAAUCAAACGCAACUCAAAAAAUCUUGCGCAACUUGAUUUUCAGCCAAUGAAGCACCCGUAUUCGGGACUUGCGCUUGAUAUUUUGACUUAUGUUAAAUGCAACUCUUUCUGCAACGGGCCCCUGACAACUUGUCAGACUAAAAGUGUUGAUGAAAUGCUCCCCAGGGGGAUGAAGGCUACAGUCAAUUUUAUCAUUUUUUUUGUCAUUGGGGAAAUUAGUGCUGGCUGUUAGGGUGUAAUAUUGCUGGUCAGAAAUCUUAAGAGGCGGUCAGCGAUGAUCAGCAUCGACCACUGUUGUGACAGCACUGGUACUCCUUGUUAAUGCCUUUGAAUGCUAAUGCCAAAAGUGAUAUCUUGCAGGCUAAAGAUGUCAUAGAUGGCUUGAAGACAACUUCGAGAGAAGAUUUAAGAGAAUAGGGUUGAGUACGUUGGCUAGAUAUUUUUGGCACCAACUGGUUCAUGAUGUACAUGUAGCUCUUGGUUGGCGCCAAAUGCUACUUGACUCCCGUAUUCCCCUGGUUUCCUGUAUUCACCAAGUCUGCCUAUUGUCUUGGUCAAGAUUCUACUUUUGGCCUCAUAUCAGUUGUUUUUCAAGAUUUUCUACUUUGUUUGUGUUGGUCGAUCCUUGUUCAAAUUGGCAUCUCAGAUUCAGAAGAUGAAUGCCCAACUUAAAAGGUCGAUGAUCCUCUCCUUGACUUGUCCUGUUUAAACAGCUUUCCAAUUACCAAAAUAUAUAAUGUUGGAGUUUGGAGUGCUAGCGCACUAUUAGAACAGGAGAGACAAGUACACUAACUAUUUCUAGCAAGAACAAAGCAAAGAGCAAGAUUAUGAAAACCACUGUAUUGUGAGGGCAACCUGAGUAUGAUGCUGAGCUAAAUAAGAAAUACACAUUGUUUUUGUGCAUAAAAGUAUUACUGGUUAAUAGUGCUAUGGAGUGGUUUGAUUAAGAUGUGAAAGCAUUGGCAAAUGGAAAAUACAGUUGAGAAUAGUAUUUUUCACAUUCAUGAGAUACAAUAUAAGAAACACAUAUGUGCCAUGGAAGAUUUUCAAAAUGAUAUAAUAUGCUUUAUAUGAUCCCCUUUGCCUCAAAUACUCAGCUGAAUGCUAUUUCCUGCUAUACAUUCAUACAAGGCCUCCCUUAACACCCACUUCACAACGCUCUAUUCAUAAUUUUCUGUUUGGACAAGAAUUGAUAGAGAUCAUAAAAAUGUCCAAGUCAGCAUAGUGUCUCACGAAGUAGCUUGUCAUUGAUUUUCGCUGGCAAAUCUGCUCUGAGCCAAUCAGAUGCGAGGAUUUCAGUAGCUUAUAACAAAUGAAAAAUUGUUUGAGGAAGUGUUCCCCAGAUGCAAAUGUCAUGCACUGGAGCCUGUUUGUUCCUUUUGAUAAAAUCUGUGAUUUAUCAAUAUGCCCGUACUGAAACCAGCUGGUUCAUGAAUGUGCUUUGAAUAAUAGACUAAUCAUUCAAUACAGUUAUUUUUGAAAUUCAAGCAAUUUUCUGUCCCAGAUUGCAAAAUGGGAAGGGGAGGGGGUACAUUUAUCCAGUAAGGUUCAGAAAAUUAUACCAAUUCAGGAUGUAAGAUCUACAUUCCAGCACAAACUUGAAAACUGUUCAUGUAUGGAUUUAUAAUCUAUUAGUGUCAACACAACUUCCGUUGGAUCUUUGAUGAUUACAUAUUUAUUGACAAUAACUGAAUUCUAAGGACAUUGCUAAUAUUGUUAAACACAUGAUCAAAUACCAAAAGUAGGUAAUAAAACUCCCAGUAAAAUUUUAUUCGUAGAUAGUUUUUGAAAUCAUAUAGGGGAGGGGGUUAAAUAUUAGAAUCAUUUGGUAUUUCUCUUGCUGUAUUUGGAUUUUUUGGAGUAAAAUUCUAAAAGAUACAUUUGAAAAGAGCUUUUUUUACAUACUAAAAGUGAUGUUUAAUAAAAGACUGCAUGAAAAUUUGUGUCUUGCACUUUAAUAUCGAAAGCAAAUGUUUAUAGCUUCAUUUUUCCUUAUUUUUACUUUGUCUUUUCAUUCUCAAGAUUGCUUUUGAUAUAAAAGAUAGCAAGUCCCAAAAAUUCUGAUUAUUGCUGUACUCAGCCGUAUUUUGAAGAAACAUUUGUAUGGGCAUCUUCUCUUGUUAUUGUUCAGUAUCUGACUGGAAAGCAGAAUAAGUAUCUCAUUUCCUCAUCUCAGCCGAGGAAAAAUCUCUACUCCAAUAUUAAUUUCCUCCUAGAUUGUUUAGGAUAAGAUCAGCAGCAGUCACAGCUUUCACUCUUUCUCUCCUUGACCUUAACCCUUUGAACAAAAGUCGAUAUCACUCUAGUACAUAUUUCCCAUAGACCAUUGCCCAGUUAUUGUGGGCGUAGGGCUUAAUGGGUUAAUAAAUCUAUGUUCAGUUUUGCUUAUAAAUCUACUAAAAAUGGGGAAAUGUGUGUCGGGGUGCAGCUGUAUACAAAAUUCAUAUUCCUCCACAGUGUCUGGAGUUUCAAGACAUGAGGAUAGUUAUAUUUAAGGGAAAAAUAGAGAAUAUUCAAUUUCUUCCUCUUCUACCGAUGUUCAAUCUUCUUUUUGUUCUUUUGAUGUCAUGAAAGAUGAAUUACAAUCUCAAGUUAGUGCCUGAAUUUUCUGUAAAUGAUAUUGUCAUGUUACACAUAUAUGUAGCCUAUUUGAGCAAUCUAAGACUUUAUUUUAAUAAUGAUAAUGAAGUUAUGUGUAUAUAGUACAUUUCAGACCUGCAAGGACUGUCAAUGCACUUUACAGAAAUUGAAGAUCAACUCCACCCCAGUGAGAAGCUAAAUG
Lytechinus pictus (painted urchin) is the source of this 3711-nucleotide messenger RNA. Its product is annotated as WASH complex subunit 2-like. Lineage: Eukaryota; Metazoa; Echinodermata; Echinoidea; Temnopleuroida; Toxopneustidae. The coding region runs from base 38 to 652 and encodes 204 amino acids. Gene Ontology annotation, cellular component: nucleus. Gene Ontology annotation, biological process: chromatin organization. The record is from RefSeq and is a predicted model, not a curated record. The transcript has 4 exons.